CGCCUCAUUGGCUGAAGGCCGGCCGCCUCUGCGCCUGCGCCAUCGGCCUCUUUGCCGCCCUCCCCCCCGCGCGCGCGACCCUUCGCUCUCUCGCCUUGCCUCAAAUCCCGCGAGAGGUGCCACUAGCGGCGGGCUGGGCCAACAUGGCGGAAGAAGAGGUGGCCAAGCUGGAGAAGCACCUGAUGCUUCUCCGCCAGGAAUACGUCAAGCUGCAGAAGAAGCUGACGGAGAUGGAGAGGCGCUGCACCCUGCUGGCUGCCCAGUCCAGCAAGGAGAAUGGCAGCGACUCCUUCAUCAGCCGGCUGCUGGCCAUCGUGGCCAAUCUCUACGAGCAGGAGCAGUACAGCGACCUGAAGAUAAAGGUUGGAGACAGGUGCAUCAACGUGCACAAAUUCGUAUUGGCGGCUCGCAGCGAGACUUGGAGCCUGGCCAACCUGGCAUCGAUGGAGGAGCUGGAUCUGUCAGAUGCCGACCCCGAGGUGACCGUGGCGAUGCUGCGCUGGGUGUACACGGACGAGCUGGAGCUGCCAGAAGAUGACGUCUUCCUGACGCAGUUGAUGAAAUUGGCCAACAGGUUUCAGCUGCAGCUCCUCCGGGAAAGGUGUGAAAAAGGAGUCAUGUCUCUGGUGAACGUCAGGAACUGCAUCCGCUUCUAUCAGACGGCCGAGGAGCUGGACGCCGGCACCCUGAUGAAUUACUGUGCGGAAAUCAUUGCCAGCCACUGGGACGACCUGAGGAAAGAGGACUUCAGCAGUAUGAGUGCGCAGCUCUUGUACAAAAUGAUCAAGUCCAAGACAGAGUUCCCUUUGCACAAGGCGAUCAAAGUGGAAAGAGAAGACGUCGUUUUCCUGUAUCUCAUCGAGAUGGAUGCUCAGCUGCCCAGGAAGCUGAACGAACUGGACCACAAUGGCGACCUGGCCGUAGACCUGGCGCUGUCCCGGCGGCUGGAAAGCAUCGCCACCACCCUGGUGAAUCACAAAGCCGACCUGGAUAUGGUGGACAAGAAGGGCUGGAGUCUGCUGCAUAAAGCCAUUCAAAGAGGAGAUAGGUUUGCUGCCAACUUCCUCGUGAAAAACGGUGCCCGGGUGAAUGCGGCAACCCUGGGGGAGCAGGAGACACCUCUCCACCUCGUGGCGUCCUACAGCCCCAAGAGGCACACGCCGGACAUCAUGGCGGAGAUGGCCCAGAUUGCCGAGUCUCUCUUAAAGGCCGGAGCCAAUCCGAACAUGCAGGACAGCAAAGGAAGGACUCCACUGCACGCCUCCAUUCUCAUGAGGAAUGACCAAGUAUUCAGCCAGCUCCUCCAGUGCAAACAACUCGAUUUGGAACUCAAGGACCACGAGGGAAGCACGGCCCUGUGGCUUGCCGUGCAGUACAUCACCAUGUCUUCUGACUCUUCCGUCAACCCCUUCGAAGACGUCCCGGUGGAGAACGGCACCUCGUUCGACGAGAACAGCUUCGCAGCCCGGCUGAUCCAGCGCGGGAGCAACACGGAUGCUGCAGAUACUGUGACAGGGAACUGCUUGCUGCAGAGGGCGGCUGGGGCGGGAAGCGAGGUGGCUGCCCUCUUCCUGGUGACCCACGGAGCCCAAGUGAACCACAGGAAUAAACGGGGGGAGACGCCGCUGCACACGGCCUGCCGGCACGGCCUUGCCAGCCUCACGACGGAGCUGCUGCAGCAAGGAGCCAACCCCAACGUCCAGACGGAGAAGGGGGAGCCCACCUCGAAGGGGGCGAUGGCAGCGGAGCAGGUCAGCUUGCAGACCCCCCUCCACAUGGCCAUCGCCUUCAACCACCCAGAUGUGGUGUCCGUCAUCCUGGAGCAGAAAGCAAAUGCCCUUCACGCCACCAACAACCUGCAGAUCAUUCCUGACUUUAGUCUGAAGGACUCGAGGGACCAGACAGUCCUGGGCCUGGCGCUGUGGACAGGCAUGCACACCAUCGCCGCUCAACUCCUCGGAUCUGGAGCGUCCAUCAACGACACGAUGUUGGACGGGCAGACGUUGCUGCACAUGGCCAUCGAGAGGCAGGACAGCAAGAGUGCCCUCUUCCUGCUGGAGCAUCAGGCGGAUAUCAACGUCAGGACGCGGGACGGCGAGCCGGCCCUCCAGCUGGCCAUCAAGCACCAGCUGCCGCUUGUGGUCGACGCCAUCUGCACGAGGGGCGCAGACAUGUCGGUGCUGGAUGACCAAGGGAACCCUCCCCUCUGGCUGGCUCUCGAAAGCGGCCUGGAAGAUAUCGCCUCAACGCUGGUGAGGCACGGUUGUGACGCUACCUGCUGGGGUCCCGGGCCGGGCGGCUGCUUGCAGACGCUGCUGCACAGAGCCAUCGACGAGAACAACGAGCAAAUCUCCUGUUUCCUUAUCCGCAGCGGCUGCGAUAUCGACAGCCCGCGGCAGCUGGGCCCCAAUGGUGAAGGGGAAGAGGAGGCCCACGACGGGCAGACCCCGCUGCACUUGGCGGCUUGCUGGGGCCUGGAAGAGACAGUCCAGUGCCUGCUGGAGUUCGGCGCCAACGUAAACGUGCAGGAUUCGGAAGGAAGGACACCCAUCCACGUGGCCAUCAUCAACCAGCACGGCGUCAUCAUUCAGCUGAUGAUCUCAAACCCGGACAUCCAGCUGGGCGUCCGUGACCGGCAAGGCCUGACCCCCUUCGCGUGCGCCAUGACCUACAAAAACAACAAAGCGGCAGAAGCCAUCUUGAAGAGGGAGCCGGGAGCUGCGGAGCAGGUGGACAACAAGGGCCGGAACUUCCUCCACGUGGCCGUCCAGAACUCGGACAUAGAGAGCGUCCUCUUCCUGAUCAGCGUCCAGGCCAACGUGAACUCUCGGCUCCAGGACGCCUCCAAGCUCACCCCCUUGCACCUGGCCGUCCAGGCCGGCUCCGAAAUCAUCGUGCGCAACCUGCUGCUGGCGGAGGCUAAAGUCAACGAACUCAACAAGCACCGCCAGACGGCCCUCCACCUUGCCGCCCAGCAAGACCUCCCCACUAUCUGCUCCGUCCUCUUGGAGAACGAAGUUGACUUCGCGGCUGUGGAUGAAAACGGGAACAAUGCCCUCCACCUGGCUGUGAUGCAGGGGCGCCUGACCAACAUCCGUGUGCUCCUGACAGAAUGCACGGUGGAUGCCGAAGCCUUUAAUGUCAGAGGCCAGUCUCCGAUGCACAUCCUGGGUCAAUACGGGAAAGACAAUGCCGCCGCCAUCUUUGACCUCUUCCUGGAGUGCAUGCCGGAAUACCCUCUCGACAAACCAGAUGCCGAAGGAAACACAGUGCUGCUCCUGGCCUACAUGAAGGGCAACGCCAACUUGUGCCGGGCCAUCGUGCGGGCCGGCGCCCGCCUGGGUGUCAACAACAACCAGGGAGUCAACAUCUUCAACUACCAAGUGGCCACGAAGCAGCUCCUCUUCCGGCUUCUGGAUAUGCUGUCCAAGGAGCCCCCCUGGUGCGACGGCUCCAAUUGCUACGAAUGCACAGCCAAGUUCGGGGUCACGACAAGGAAGCAUCACUGCCGGCACUGCGGCCGUCUGCUCUGCCACAAGUGCUCGAUGAAGGAGAUCCCCAUCAUCAAGUUCGACUUGAACAAGCCCGUUCGGGUCUGCAACAUCUGCUUCGACGUCUUGACUCUGGGGGGCGUCUCCUAGUCCCCCGCGGGAAGAGGAGCCAUUCCCAGGAGGUGCCCCUGCUUCAUUCUUAACGGCUGCUGCGAAGUCGCCGAUGGUGGUGGGGGUCGGGAGCAUCUUAUUGCGUCUUCCCCGUGACGGUAGACUCUGAUGGACUUUUAAGGGUCCACAUCAACACUAUAUUCUGGUCGAAUCCAAUUCCGUACCAUUCCCCAAACCCGUUGGUGGGUGGGCGUUCUCGAAAACGAGAGUGCAAACGCAUCGGGACUUUUAGGCGAAAGAGUUGGGCGCGGCCCUCUCCUUCAAACACAGGGUGUUCAGAAAUGAGAGUUUCAUCCCACCACAGGCCUCUGUCUGUGAUGCAGCAAAACGGGACCACUUGGAAGUCCCAGGACACUUAUUUGGGAUGGUCUUAGCACUUAAAUUUUCCUGGAGAUCUACAAUCUUGUGGUGUUAAACUCCUGCGUGAUCUUCGCGCCGGGUUUCCCCCUUUUCGUUGCAUUGCGGAAGAAUUUUCUCCAUGGCCUUAAGACAAAAGCUUUACCGUUUCUCCCGCAGAAAAGGAGCCAGACGUGUGUGUGUCUUCAUAACUUCUCCCUCCCUCCCUGAAUAUCCCGUUUGCCGCGUCGGAGGGGAGAAGCAGGAAGUGAUCUUGGCUUCCAGAUUUGAUCCCGGCGAGCAGGGUCUUCUUGACAGAGGUUUACGGGGUUGAGGAAUUGUGGUGAGGCGUCUUGAACGCACGGCAGCUUGUUCCGAUGAUACGAGGGUGGCGCACAGAGGAGCCAGUCAUGAAGGAAUCCUUGUUGCGGCUGCCCCCUCCGUAGGGAGCCAGCAAGGCUCUUGCGGAGGUUUUCUUUAGAAUUUCCUGGAGUGGGAGACGUUGGGAAUUUGCCCAACUGAGCACCCACCCCCUCACCAGUAUUAAAUGCCAUAGACAGCCUCCCACAUACCCACAUUUUCCUUCAGCAUGGACGGGGGAGGGGGUCUCCUCCGUGGACACCAGUUCUGCCCCAUACCAAAAUUGGGUCCCUCCAAGCAGAUCCUAAAUCACUGGGCAACUUGCACACAGAAGCACCGAGGGGAUCCAGUCACCCCAGAUUGACACACACACAGAGCUUUUUGUCUUUUUAAAGAAGAAAGCAAAAUUUGGAAGACAGACGAAGCCUUCAUUAUUGUACUAACGGAUUUGCUGGGACACGUUUUUCUCUCGCCUUCAGUAACCACUACCCCUCACCCCCCAAAUGCACCCCUCUCCCGUCUAGAAUACUAAUAUACCCUGUAAUGUUUACCGCCCACGUAUAUAUAUACAUAUGUAAAAAGAGCUGAUACCAGAGUGCUACUUUUUUAUAUCUGUGAUUUAUAGGAUGAUAAUGGCUUUAUAUGUUGAUUGAUAUCUGGGGCAUGUGCAGUUAAAAAAAAUACUUUUUAGGGGGAAACUUUUAAAGGUUGAAGCUAGACCAGUGCAUUUCAAGUCUGCUGUUAAGCCUUCUGAACUUCUGAAAAACAAAACUGGAAAUCUUCCCUCUUUGAUUUCUGUUUAGUGGAGAUAUAUUUUGUGUUUUUCCCAUUCUGGGGAGAAGGUCGAUUUUGUGUGUCUGUCCCUCCUUUUCUCGGUCUUACAAGCAAGAAACGGUGCCAGUCAGAUGCUCAUUGUGGCAGCCCCUAUCUCAUUUCUCUCCCUCUCUCCCUCUCAAAUUCCCGUUGGGAUGCAUUCUGGAGAAGUUGCAGGAAAUGAAAUGUAACAAAAAUCCAGUUCACCCAAGACUUAGCAUUUCACUUUGGGGAUAGCCGUGGCUUGAGAAAUCAAUCUUGGUCGAGCCCAAACCACCAAAUCCGAGCUAUUGAUCCUGACUCACUCUUUGUAACGUGCCUCGAAUCUCUGAGCUCCUGUUGAGAAGAGCUCCCUUUUUGUAAAGACCUUCCUGGCAUCAAGUGAAUUGGAUGAGGUGACAGAUCCCAGCAUCUUUCAGGACCGCGAUACUUGUAUGGUGGUAACUGCCUUAACGCAAGCAGAAAUCCCAGAGCCAAGGCAGCGGGAAGAUGUGCAUUUUUUCCAAAGGAGAUCCGGUCCUCAAGCACGUGCUUCUCUGGGUUCUAGGUGGGUUUUGUGAGAUUGUGCAAAAAUAAUCACUGUAACGGACUUCUAAUAAAAGGCCUGAUCCUA
Molecule: messenger RNA, 5784 nt
Organism: Hemicordylus capensis (graceful crag lizard)
Lineage: Eukaryota; Metazoa; Chordata; Lepidosauria; Squamata; Cordylidae
Gene: ANKFY1
Product: ankyrin repeat and FYVE domain containing 1
Exons: 25
Coding region: 144-3641 (1165 amino acids)
Molecular function (GO): protein binding; metal ion binding
Source: RefSeq, a predicted model, not a curated record